UAUCCCGUAUUUCAUUUUCUCGUUCUUCUGUUGUUCUCACUCAAAGGAAUUUUAGCCACACGAAUGUCCAACCUUCUCAAAAACGGUGCUGAAAACCAAGAGUUCUGCCUUUCGGGCAUCUUCGAUCACUCCGCUCUGUACGGUUCAUGCCAAACUUUUCCACUAUAUCGGUUCAAUACAUGCCGGAAUUGUACAACAUGACUUACAUAACUCCAAUUUCGUACUGUGUUGUGCCAGAUCUAAUCGAUCACCAUGACCUCCAAUCUCAACAAGUGGUCUUUACCCCCAAGCUUUUGUUUCUACGGGUUACUGAUCGGAAUCAAAGAGGGACCUUAUCUCUAGACCUCCAUCACACGGUGAUUGGAUGAGGGCCGGUCUGUCAAAAGCAAGAACCAGGCCAUCGAAUGCCCUCGUGUUUAGAAGCAGUCUAUUGGAUUCAGGUUUUCUGCAUGCCAUAUGGGGCCUAUAUGUCACAUCUCGCAAUCAACCGCAGGAUAUACGACAUCGGCACUAUGUGCAGGUCAUCAGCAUCCGGGGUUGUGCUCUGAACGCUCGUGAUUCGUCGUGUUCUUUGUGCGUUCAGCUCCUAAAGGGCAGCAGGUCUUCAUUCCUUCCCUCCUUUAAUAUUAACACGUGCUUUACUUCUAUUCCAUCUUUCAUAAAUGAUUGGAUCUCGAAACGACCAUACUUCGUAGACAUAUCAUUAGCUCCAUGGAGCUGGGUACCCCAGGUGGAUAACACACCGGUCAACGCGUCUAGCUCAAUUCGAUCGCGCAUAGAAAAAAUGAGGUGUCGCAGCAUACAGAGGGAAGCAGAAUUUUCAUUACCGAGCGAUGAAAGUUUAUGUACCUUGGCGACUUCUGCAUUAGGCCAAGCGGAUCGAGGUUGCGGAGAUGAUCGAUAGUAUGACUGUACAGUACCGAUGCAGCGCUCUGUCUCGCUUCGUCGAGUACACCCACCAUGGGCAUAUUUUCACGAGCGGAUAAUGCUACUGGGGAUUCACUGGAGCACCUAAUAAGUUGUGAGAGGGAAUGUUGUAGACAACUCUCCCUUCAAGCAACCUGCAAUCUGAUGGAGUUUGGACUCUGAUAUCAGCCUUGCUCCGUUCGCGCGUGUUACUGUUUUCGUUCAGGUGGAAUACAGUUGACCGAGCCCGCAGUUGUGUAGUACACGAUACGGAAUAACUUCAUACAAACUUAAUUUGAUAAUCCGGGUGACCCAAGGCCGUGGGGUGGAUCCUGAUCUCAUAUGAGUGUUCGCAGAUGGAUACCUACACGCCUGUCUGCCAGGAUGACUGGGCGGGGGUGUCGGUCUCGAUGCCGCUACUACGAAUGCAGGGCAACCUCGUUUACAGCGGUCAAUGUGAAGCUUUGCUUUGAAUUCCAUAAUUUCAGAAGCAUACGUGCGUAUUAUAGCUGCGGGCAAAUAUACAGAGUCAUUAGUCAACUAAAAUACACAAAGGGUGCUUGAAUUUCGGAACCCAACUGUUCAACGCAUGUUUCCGCAAGUUUUUCCAGUACGGUGCGACCAGUUUUUAACAUAGGCGAAACAUUGAAAAGCUCAGAUCAUUGCUCCGGUUCGGUUUGAUCCAUGGCAUAUUCGUCAUGUGCAACAAACGUGUUGUAUCCAGAGUAAGUCAAGAAACCGUAUCUCCCACAAUGAUAUCACUUUCGCUGUUACAUGACAGCUUGAUUGCUUCGCGCAUCGUUUCACUGAAUUAUUUUCGAUUCAUCAGUGAAGAACCGUGCUUUACCUCG
Periconia digitata is the source of this 1757-nucleotide messenger RNA. NCBI's taxonomy places the organism in Eukaryota, Fungi, Ascomycota, Dothideomycetes, Pleosporales, Periconiaceae. The record is from the annotation of a GenBank genome assembly.